AUGGCGGCUUUGAUAAUUUCUCAACAAGAAACCAAGCCCAAAAAAAAGAAGUUUUUCAGCCGUAAUCAGCAAGGGCAAUACGAUAAUCAUAGAGACCGUAAUGACCCCACCGAUGAGGAAAAUGACGAUGAAGAGGAAAACCAAAAUAAUUACGACCCCCAUCAAGGGUUUAUCAAAAAGGGAUAUUCUAACAAAGAUAUUCAAGAACUAAGAGUGGCUGGUGAAAAAGGUUUUUGUGACGAAUUGGUUAUAAUUCUCAAAAAAUCUCCUCAUGCCUGUGCUGAGGAUUUAAAAUGA
Molecule: messenger RNA, 297 nt
Organism: Funneliformis caledonium
Lineage: Eukaryota; Fungi; Glomeromycota; Glomeromycetes; Glomerales; Glomeraceae
Source: the annotation of a GenBank genome assembly